AUGGCCGAGCUGCUGCGGAGCCUGCAGGAUUCCCAGCUCGUCGCCCGCUUCCAGCGCCGCUGCGGGCUCUUCCCGGCGCCUGAUGAAGGUGCCCGAGAGGACGACGCGAGCCCCGUGGAGGGCGCGGCGCGGGCGCCCGGGGUGGGUCAUCACCCCACGGCCAACGGCAAGGGCGGCGGGGGACCGGCCAAUCGGCCGCGCAGAGUCCCGGCCCCGCAGGCUUAUGAACAGAAGUACGUUGUGAAGAAUUAUUUCUACUAUUAUCUGUUCAGAUUUUCAGCCGCUUUGGGUCAAGAGGUGUUCUUCAUCACGUUUCUUCCGUUCACGCACUGGAAUAUUGACCCUUACUUAUCCAGAAGGCUGAUCAUCAUAUGGGUCCUGGUGAUGUACGUCGGCCAGGUGGCCAAGGAUAUCCUGAAGUGGCCCCGCCCCUUCUCCCCGCCGGUGGUGCAGCUGGAGACCAGAGUGGUGGCGGAGUACGGGAUGCCGUCCACCCACGCCAUGGCGGCCACCGCCAUCUCCUCCACGCUCCUCCUCUCUACGAUGGACAGGUACCAGUAUCCCUUCCCGGUGGGGCUGACGAUGGCCGUGGUGUUCUCCACGCUGGUGUGUCUCAGCAGGCUCUACACCGGGAUGCACACGGUCCUGGAUGUGCUGGGUGGCGUCCUGAUCACCGCCGUCCUCAUCGUCCUCACCUACCCCGCCUGGACCCUGAUGGACCGCCUGGAGUCGGCCAGCCCGCUCUUCCCCGUGUGUGCCAUCGUGGUGCCUUUCCUCCUGUGCUACAAUCACCCCGUGUCUGACUUCUACAGCCCGACCAGGGCGGACACCACCACCAUUGUGGCCGCCGGGGCCGGGGUGACCAUAGGGUUCUGGAUCAACCAUUUCUUCCAGCUCGUGUCCGAGCCCGUGGGCGCGCUGCCGGCCCUCCAGCGCAUCCCCCCGCUCACCGCCGACAUGCUGGUCUUGGGUCUGACCAAGUUCACGGUGGGCAUUGUGCUGAUUCUCCUGGUUCGGCAGCUCGUACAGAACCUCUCACUGCAGGUGCUGUACUCGUGGUUCAAGGUGGUCGCCAGGAACAAGGAGGCCCGGCGGAGACUGGAGAUCGAAGUGCCUUACAAGUUUGUCACCUACACGUCCGUUGGCAUCUGCGCUACCACCAUGGUGCCCAUGCUGCACAGGUUCCUGGGAUUGCUCUGAGCCUCCGGCCGCUGGAAAUGAGCCCGCUGACCAGGAGCCGGGACGCAGGAGUGUUGUUGGGUGGGCAAGUCUUAACAGCACAUUUUAUUUUGAAAAAAUUCUUUGAGUCACAUGUUUCGCGGAUACCCUGCUGUGUGAAGGGGAGCAGGGAGCAGGGUCUCGUAGGAGCCUUGGGUCUGGAAGGCUCAUGCUGCAGGGGAAGCCAGGCUGAACCCACCAUCAGGUUCCUGAAGGGUUCCCACCCUGUCUGCUAACUCAGAUCGAGACCAGGUCACGGACUGGCAGGGAUGGUGGGGUUUGGGAGCACCCAGAAGCCCCCCUGUGCUCUGGAGAGAGGGGCGGGACCUGAGAAACCAGGGUUAGAGCAUUUCUGCUCAGUUACAACCUUGCCCAGCACUGAGGCUCACUUUCCGGGAGAAAGGGGUGGCACCCUGUGACACUGCAUUCCUUGCACUGGGUGACUUUGUUGUCAUUAUGAUCAAAUUGGGCAGCCCGCUUGGGGGGUACGAGCACUCAGACCUCACUGUGAGGCCGUGAAAGGCAGGACAAAGCUGGGAGGUCCUAGGCAAGAGCCCGGGUCCCUCGAGCAUCCCAGACUCUGUGGGUCUGAGUAUUGAAACGAGGAUCUGCCCCCCCUUGCACACCUUUUGUGGGAUUCCAGGAACCACCACUACACUCCUCUGACCCAAGACCCCGACCAGCUGCUCCCACUGCGACAGGCAGGUGGGGGUCAGCCUACGCCUGGCUUCUCUGUGUGUCCUGCUCUCCUGCUUCAGUCCUGCCCGUGUUCGGCUUUGUCUGCUUCCUUCCAAGCUGUCGCCUGCACGUACGAGCGGAUCAGCAGGGGAACAGAGCACCUCCUCUCC
This is a messenger RNA of Molossus molossus (Pallas's mastiff bat), 2066 nucleotides long. It is a transcript of the gene SGPP2, whose product is annotated as sphingosine-1-phosphate phosphatase 2. Gene Ontology annotation, biological process: phospholipid dephosphorylation; sphingosine metabolic process. NCBI's taxonomy places the organism in Eukaryota, Metazoa, Chordata, Mammalia, Chiroptera, Molossidae. Gene Ontology annotation, cellular component: endoplasmic reticulum membrane. Bases 1 to 1200 code for a protein of 399 amino acids. The transcript is spliced from 5 exons. The record is from RefSeq and is a predicted model, not a curated record. Gene Ontology annotation, molecular function: sphingosine-1-phosphate phosphatase activity.